Messenger RNA from Portunus trituberculatus (swimming crab), 3241 nucleotides. RefSeq names its product DNA repair and recombination protein RAD54B-like. Gene Ontology annotation, biological process: double-strand break repair via homologous recombination; reciprocal meiotic recombination. Lineage: Eukaryota; Metazoa; Arthropoda; Malacostraca; Decapoda; Portunidae. Gene Ontology annotation, molecular function: DNA translocase activity; ATP binding; ATP-dependent chromatin remodeler activity. The record is from RefSeq and is a predicted model, not a curated record. Gene Ontology annotation, cellular component: nucleus.
GGAAAGUGGUGUCUGUGUGCUGAGUGCUGACCUGUCUAUAUUGCACUUGUAUGAAGAAAAUAGACUAGUGUUCCAUGAGGAGAGGCACGUGGAGGAGUGAGGGAUGAGCACAGCGCGAGGCCAGCCAAGGAGGUGUAUGUUGGAAAUAUAACCAGAUCAGUUGGAGAGCAUCAAUUUCUCUACUUACUGAGUAUAUAGGUACAAGCCAAGGUCAGCAUGAGGCGCUCAGCUGCUCCCUCACAGCUGCUGAAGCGAGCACAGCAGUACCGGCCGCCUUUUGUCAGCCCGGCAGCCAAGCGUCCUUGUCAGACUGCACAGGAAGAUGUACCUCAGAAAGCAGAGCCCCAGAAGAAAGAACAACCAGAUGCUGUAAAAGUGCGAAGUGCAUCUGAUAUUUUGUCUGUAAUAAGCAAGGCAUCAACUCUUGGGGAAAAUGGUACAAAAAAUGAUGAAAACUUCCCACCCUUAGAAUUUGGAGAAGAGAGUAAUUCAUCUGCACAAGGUUUUGAUUUGUCUCCACUAACAGAGACAGGCAGCAAUGUUCCUCACCACUCUAAUGUUGUUGGUACAAAGAAUUCACUUGGAAAUGUCAGGUCUUUCAGUGCACCUGGCAGGCAGUUAGGUGGAGCUCAGAGAGGAUGGAACAAACCCCAGCUGAGUGGUGGAUCUGCCAACACAAUAAGAGGUCUGCCUAGGGAGGAGAACCAGGCCCCAUCAGAAACCAAGUAUUAUGCAGUGGUGUGGUGUAAGUUAUCCCGCAAGAAACACAAGAACUGGGAGGGUGAUGCUGUGCUUAUUGUAAAGGGCCGGAGUGUCACGCUCAAGGAUAUGGAAGGGAAGGAGAUAGGUCGAGGCUCAGGUUAUAAACUGAAGGACCUUGGAUCACUUGUGGAGGGAAGCACUCCCAGUGGGGGCAAGGAGGUGGAGAUUCAGAAUGUGAUUAGCGCUGAGAGCUAUGCAUUAGGGCAUUGCUUCCAAGGGGAAGUCACAGUUACCGAGAAAGCUGCAUCUUCCCCUCCAAGGCUUCCCAGACCCAAGCCAAAGCCCUUCCGUCUCCCAACACUGGGUCGUCCUGCUGCCCCAGCUUGUUCCAGCACCGAGGCUGAAAAUAUGCCUCUUUUUAACCCUGCCUUACCAGAUGCACUUGUCAUGCCAAGACCCCCGGCCCAGCACCAGUGGCACCAGAACAGUGGACGCACCUCAGUGGUGGACGUGGUGGUGGACCCUUACCUGGCCGGCCAGCUGCGUCCUCACCAGCAGGAAGGUGUUGUGUUCCUGUAUGAGUGUGUGAUGGGCUUCCGCCUCCAGACUGGGUGUGGAGCCAUCUUGGCUGAUGAGAUGGGACUUGGAAAGACUCUUCAGUGUAUUGCUUUGAUAUGGACUCUGCUCAAACAGGGCCCGUAUGGCAGACGGCCGGUGGUGAGAAGGGUGUUGGUGGUGACCCCCUCCAGCCUCACCAACAACUGGAGAAAAGAAUUCAAGAAAUGGCUUGGCAAGGAGCGUCUUGAUGUUUUUGUUGUGCAUCAACAGAACAAGGUGGAGCAGUAUACAUCACAGCAGCAUACACCUGUGAUGAUUAUAUCCUAUGAGAUGUUCAUGCGCAAUGCUGAAAUGAUCGAGAAAAUUGGUUUUGAUUUAAUAAUCUGUGAUGAGGCUCACCGUCUCAAGAAUCCUGCCAUCAAGACCACACACCUGCUGGCCUCCCUGCCAUGCAAGAGGCGCAUCCUUGUGACUGGCACUCCAAUACAGAAUGACUUGCAGGAAUUAUUUGCAUUAGUGGAUUUUGCAAACCCCGGUGUGCUGGGAACACCGUCCAGCUUCCGCCACAUCUACGAGGAGCCAAUUGUGGCUUCCCAGCAGCCCAACACACCACUCACUGAGAAGGAACUUGGAACAAGUCGUGCCUCACAGCUCAACAGGAUCACCUCCCUCUUCAUCCUGCGCCGCACCCAAGACAUCAUUAACAGAUAUCUUCCACCCAAGGCAGAGUAUGUGGUUCUGUGUCAGCCGUCAGAAACUCAGCAGGCCUUGUACUCGGAGGUAGUUGGCUGCCGCAGUCUUCGCAGAUGUUUCACUAGCUUGGAACCAGGAGACCAUCUGUCGGCCAUCUUAGCAUUGAGAAAGCUCUGCAACCAUCCAGCUCUUCUUGCUGUCAGUGAGGAGAGUGAAAAUAAAAAUGAAUUAUCAAAGGAUAUAUCUACAUUCAUGCCCUCACAUCUUGAGGCAGGAGUGUAUGACGAGGCUGACAGUGGCAAGCUAGCUGUGGUGUCGUGUAUGCUGUGGGCUCUGCGAGAGGCUGGACAAGAAAAGAUUGUGUUGGUGUCCAAUUACACUACAACACUGGACAUGCUGGCUUCCCUGUGUGCUCGCUACAGCUAUCCCUACCUCAGGCUGGACGGGUCAACACCCUCAGCCAAGAGGCAACAGCUGGUGGAUUCCUUCAACAACAAAUACUCCACUGACUUUGUCUUUCUGCUGAGUGCCAAGGCAGGAGGGGUUGGCCUUAACUUGGUGGGUGCGUCACGGAUCCUCCUGUAUGACAUUGACUGGAACCCCGCCACGGACCUGCAGGCGAUGGCUCGGGUGUGGAGGGAUGGCCAGCACAGGAAGGUUCAUAUUUACAGGCUGUUAGUGACGGGAACUCUGGACGAGAAGAUGUACCAGCGGCAGGUUCGCAAGCAGGGUCUCAGUGGAGCCGUGGUAGAUGCCAGGGAUUCUGAACGUGUUCACUUCUCCACGGAGGAACUGAAGGACCUGUUCACUGUUCACUGGGACACAGCCUGUCUCACCCACGACCUUCUGGAAUGUGAGUGUGACCAGCAGGGUGGCAGUGCAGCUCCUAUACAGAAAACCACAGAGGAACCCGAAAGAGCCUGCCAACUUGGAGGAGCAAGUAACACUAACAUUGAUGCAGCUCACCCCACCAAGACAAUGGACCAGCUACAGAACUGGUACCAUCUUGCCCCUCCUCUAUCAUCCACUCUAAUCAAAGAUCAUUGCUUGGAGGCUGCCAGUGACUUCAUAACAUUUCUUUUUUACAAUGAGUCACGGACAGAAGUGGUUAAGCAGUAGCUGUCGUGGUGCAUCUCACACGUGUAACAGAAAAGAAAUGGUGAAAAUACGUUUGAUUAAUUUUGAAGGAGACUUAUUAUGCCUUCUACUAUCUCUGAGUCUGAAGUGUAUCACAGCACCUGGACUAAUCAGUAAAGUGUGGAAUCAAUAAAUAUUAUAUAUUUGGUGA